Clonostachys rhizophaga is the source of this 210-nucleotide messenger RNA. NCBI's taxonomy places the organism in Eukaryota, Fungi, Ascomycota, Sordariomycetes, Hypocreales, Bionectriaceae. The record is from the annotation of a GenBank genome assembly.
AUGACAGUGUGGACAACGGUAAGCCUGGAAGAGGAGGAGCAACAGCCAAUCAAGAGGCAGACUUGGAGGCUAGAACAGCCGGUUUGGGCCGGGGCGCAUGCAUUAGGAAGGCAUAUGCUCUUAUGCGCUGCCCUGGGCGCCCCUGUACAAAAGGAGACCACUGCUGGCAGUAUGGAGGAACGCAUUACCCACUCCGACCACACCAUGUGA